UUACUAGACCCCGUGCUUCGCCUAGGAAAAGAAGAUUGGUUUUACCGUAUACCGACGUUUGGUGUUUACGGUUUCCACACUUAUCUGACUUUUGAGGAAACGUGUAAUUUUUCCUUUGGAAUUUAAUUAUUUGAAGACGUCAAUAGUUUGUAUAUUUAGCUUUUUGGCUAAGGAAAGAUAUCCAGUGCAUUGCGUUUUCGGGCCAGUCUGUUUCAGAGUUGGGAGAACAACAAGAGCUUCGCGUGGUACUUUACCCCGAGAAAGUCCAUUAUCUGAACGGAUACAAUGACAAAAUAUGCGAAUUACAUUGUUGCUGGUACAGGAAAUGAUAAACCAUGAUGUGCGAAGAAUCUUUAUUAUUUAAACUCGGAUAAGGUUGAUGAUAUUGCCAUUGAUGGUAUUGAUUGGGAAUUCUCAACUAUUAAGUUUUGGUAAAUAUUUUACUGAAUGAAUAUGCUACAAGAUAUUGAUUACAAGAUCUCUUCAAAGACUGUAUAUUUCCUAUUCGUUUCCAUACAGUAGAAUGCAAUAGGCCCAAUACAAGCCUCAGUGACACCAGAGAGAUUAAUUCCUUUGUCACCUUUCCAACUGAAGAAGCACCCUAGGCAUGAGCAUGUCAUUCUUUAAUUUUCGUAAAAUAUUCAAAUUGGGUGCUGAAAAGAAGAAAAAGCAAUAUGAACACGUCCACCGGGACCAGAAUCCCGAGGAGAUAUGGGACAUUAUCGGGGAACUUGGAGAUGGAGCGUUUGGUAAAGUGUACAAGGCUCAGAACAAGCAGACAGGCAUCCUGGCAGCAGCCAAAGUGAUCGACACCAAGACCGAGGAGGAGCUGGAGGACUACAUGGUGGAGAUCGAUAUCCUGGCCUCCUGCGACCACCACAACAUCGUCAAGCUGCUGGAUGCCUUCUACUAUGAGAGCAAGCUGUGGAUCCUGAUUGAGUUCUGUGCAGGCGGAGCGGUGGACGCAGUGAUGCUGGAGCUGGAAAGGCCCCUGACGGAGCCUCAAAUUAGAGUGGUGUGCAAGCAGACCCUCCAGGCCCUCGUCUAUCUCCAUGACAACAAGGUGAUCCACCGAGACCUGAAGGCUGGGAACAUCCUCGUCUCUCUGGACGGAGACGUCAAGCUGGCUGACUUUGGGGUGUCGGCCAAAAACACCAAAACUCUGCAGAGGAGAGACUCCUUCAUUGGGACGCCAUACUGGAUGGCUCCGGAGGUGGUGAUGUGUGAGACAUCUAAGGACCGUCCCUAUGACUACAAGGCUGACAUCUGGUCCCUGGGCGUGACCCUGAUCGAGCUGGCUCAGGUCGAACCGCCCAACCACGAGAUGAACCCGAUGCGAGUCCUCCUCAAAAUAGCCAAGGCCGACCCUCCUACCCUGAUGCAGCCGUCACGAUGGUCUCCAGAGUUCAGUGAUUUCCUGAAGAGGUGUUUGGAUAAGAACGUGGACAACAGAUGGAACACAGCUCAGCUUCUACAGCAUCCAUUUGUGAGCAGCGUGACGGACAGCAGACCCCUGAGGGAGCUGAUCGCCGAGGCCAAGGCGGAGGUGACGGAGGAGAUCGAGGAGCACAAGGAGGAGGAGGAGGAGGAGGACACGGAGACACAGCUGGGUCACAAGCGUGCCCCAUCAGACGCUAGUGUGGCAAGUUCUGAGGAUGAGAAGACUCCCCUGUCUCCCUCCAUCUUGGAGUCUGUCCCUGAGAAGGUUGAGGUGAUUCUCCCGUCAUCCGUCGACGUACCAGCGGCGAACCGUGUUGUAGAUGCAAGCUCCGUGGAGGUUCCUCCUGCCCCUGCUGAAGUGGCAAAGGUGGAGGAGACCCCGAGCACUCCAGUAGAGGACGGGGAGAUGACACCGAAGCUGGGUGAGGCGAAGAAAGAUGAGGAGGUGGUUGUGGAAGCAGAAGAAGUUGCCUCACCGGACGUAGGGGAGAAACCAGUCGAACCCGAGGAACCGGUUCCACCGGUAAAGGAGAUGGAGGAGUUGGAGCUAGCCAGUGAGGAGGAGAAGGAGUUGGACACGGCCGAGGUCCAGACCAACGAGGCUGAAGGGUCGGAGGUCAAGGAAGAAAAGAUGGACGCCGUGGAAGCUCCGGCCCAACCCACCGACGAGGAGCUCACGAGAGGGUUGAGGGUCACCCUGACGCUACCCGACGAGCACAAGCCGUCCCCUCCAUCACCAGCGGCCCCGGAUGAAGAGCACGGAGAGAGGGCAAAGGAGAGAGAGCAAGAUCAACCACCUGUGGAGGUGCAGAAGGUCGCUCCGGAGAAAAGGAAGAACGAGAAAGAGAGGGAUUCGGAUUCGGGGAGUGGUUCGGCUGCCGAUAACAGCAGCUUAGACCUCAACCUCUCCAUCUCUAGUUUCCUCACCAAAACCAAGGAGCCGGGAACUGUGUCCAUACAGGAUAUCAAGCGCCAGAAGAAGACGCUGAAGAAGACCAGGAAGUUCAUGGUGGACGGGGUCGAGGUCAGCGUGACCACUUCGAAGAUCGUCACUGACAACGACACCAAAAACGAGGAGAUGAGGUUCCUCAGGCGGCAGGAGCUGCGGGAGCUGCGCCUCCUGCAGAAGGAGGAGCAGAGGGCCCAGCAGCAGCUCAGCAACAAGCUGCAGCAACAGAAGGAGCAGAUCUACCGACGCUUCGAGCAGGAGACCACCAGCAAGAAGCGCCAGUACGACCAGGAGGUGGAGAACCUGGAGAGGCAGCAGAAGCAGACCAUCGAGCGCCUGGAGCAGGAACACACCAACCGCCUGAGGGACGAGGCCAAGCGCAUCAAGGCCGAGCAGGAGAAGGAGCUGGCCAAGUUCCAGAACGUGCUCAAGAACCGCAAGAAGGAGGAGCAGGAGUUCCUCCAGAAACAGCAGCAGGAUCUGGACAGCGCUCUGAAGAAGAUUAUCCAGCAGCACAAGCACGAGCUGGCCACCAUCGAGAGGGACUGCCUCAACCACAAGCAGCAGCUCCUCCGAGCGCGGGAGGCGGCCAUGUGGGAGUUGGAGGAGCGCCACCUGCAGGAGAAACACCAGCUGUUGAAACAGCAGCUCAAGGAUCAGUACUUCAUGCAGAGACACCAGCUGCUCAAGAGGCAUGAGAAGGAGAUGGAGCAGAUGCAGCGCUACAACCAGCGUCUGAUCGAGGAGCUGAAGAGCCGUCAGACCCAGGAGCGGGCGCGCCUGCCCAAGAUCCAGCGCAGCGAGGCCAAGACGCGCAUGGCCAUGUUCAAGAAGAGCCUCCGCAUCACCGGGGCCGCCAUCACCCCUGAGCAGGAGAGGGAGAAGGUCAAACAGUUUGCCACCCAGGAGGAGAAGCGACAGAAGAACGAGCGGCUGCACCAGCAGCAGAAGCACGAGAACCAGAUGAGAGACCUGCAGCUGCAGUGUGACGCCAACGUCAGGGAGCUGCAGCAGCUGCAGAACGAGAAGUGCCACCUCCUGAUCGAGCACGAGACCCAGAAGCUGAAGGAGCUGGACGAGGAGCACAGCCAGGAGCUGAGGGAGUGGAGGGAGAGGCUUCGGCCCAGGAAGAAGGCGCUGGAGGACGAGUUUGCCAGGAAGCUUCAGGAACAGGAAGUGUUCUUCAAGAUGAGUGGCGAGUCCGAGUGCCUUAACCCCUCGUCCCAGAGCCGCAUAUCCAAGUUCUACCCCAUCCCCAGUGUCCACUCUACAGGCUUCUGAGGGAGCAGCCGGUGAUGGGCACGGGUCCCACACACACACACACACACACACACACACCCAAGGUUAUACACGCAUAUACACUCCAAUGCUCACAUGCAUGAUAAGGAGGCUUACAUACACUGUUGACAUGCACAAUGCUUGCACACAAUGGACAGUGGACACACACACACUGUAACUACAGGACAGUAGAUGCGCGCGCACACAAACACACACACAGUAUGAGUGACUGAACAGACUGAACCUGUGCUGCCUUGCCCCGUGUCUCCUGGUGACACAGUGGGCCCUCAGGCGUCAUGUGACAGGGUCCUGCAUCGUACCUCUCUCUGUCUCUGGAGGCCUGUCUCAAGAAGCUGCAGGUGACCUGCUGUCCUCCAUGGCAAAUCCACCCCCUUUUUGGAUUCAUCAUCAUUACAGGUUUUUUUUCUUUUUCUCAAUAUCAGACUGUCGACUGUGAUGGUGGUUCUUAACUGCUUUGAACUCAGUGUUUUGUCAAAUUAUGUCAGUGAUGCAGUCCUUUUUCAUUGUUUUUUUUUUUUUUUUUUUUUUUUUAAGAAUCCAGUGCCUGGGUAAUUUGGCUAUUUGAAUUUCAGCGGUAACUGACAAAGCACACUUGCUGCCGAAUUUUUGUCCGACUAAGUAUUUGUACGAUAAUGAAGGAUGGCAUUCAUAAACCACUUAUUUUGAAUUUCUGUAUUCGUGUCUAUGUAAGAGACAAAUAAUAAUAUUAUUGAAUAGAAUUGACCAUUUCUGGUAUUGGAAGGUUUUUAUGAUGAACCUUGAUGAAGGAAUCCUAUAAGUUGUAAGCAAUCAUAAUUAGCUCAGUAGAAUAACAAUUGCAGUUCUCAAUGGGGGUUAGUUCCCACAUUCUAAUGGUUUUGAAUGCAGCUCUCUAAAACGUUUUACAUGAUUAUCUUCUGGAAUACUUUUUUAGUUUGUACAUUAAAUAGUCACAGUUGUAGGAUUACAGUAGUUUGUCAGAUUUUUUAUUUAUAUUAUUUUUUAAAUUAGCAUGCCUUUCUGUCAGACUUCUUAACAAUUUGACCCAAUUCAUUUAACAAUUCAUCUUUUCUUUUUUGCAUAUUGCGGAGAAAGCGUUGAAACUGUGUUUAUAUAUGCAAAAACCAGGUAUCACUGUGGUUCCAGAAUGCCUGUGUUCUGUGGCGUUACCAGUAGAUAAAAGUCUGUGUUAUAAAACAGGCAGUUAGUUUGAAUUUCAAGUCGUGUUUAUCAUUAACGCUUCAUCCUGCUAAAAUGCAAGAUCUUGAUACGUUCAACUGCACAAUAUACCUGCAUAGCAGUCAAGUUAUUUUCAUUAAACAAUGAUACUAUUUGAUCAAACUAGUUAAUAGCCUUAGUAUGUUGACGAUGCAUAUGAAGAAACUGUAUUCCUAGCUUUCGGAGUCGGACAACUCUCUUGGCCUUUAUACUUUCAUUGACGGUAUCAUGAUCAGAUAUACAAAAUAUAUUUCAUCAAACAAAGAUGAAGCAGAUGUUCUGACACCGUUUUUCACUUGAUGUUUCGAAACAUUACGGGCAAAAAAUACAUAAUGGAAAUGUUUGUGUCUAAAUGCAAUUCUAAUGGGGUUUUAAAAAGUUGUAUAGCAAUCAUGUACUUCCAAAAAAUGGACCUGACUGGUUUGGGCCAUCAUGACCUCUGAUUGGUCCCAUCUCUCUCUGUUCUGAUUGGCCGCAGGAAGUAACUGUAAGUCGAUUGGUAUUUUAUAAUUGGUCUAUUAUUUUGAUGUAAACAAAACAGAAAUCAUGAUGUCAUGAAAGAGUGCUGUGCGCCUUUCACUACAUAAAGAUACUGUACAAGUAGUUAUUUAUAAGGAUACAACAUAUCUACUAAACCCUAUUAUAAACCGGUAUUGUAGGUUUUACAUUGUCGCAAUAUUAAAUCUCAAAUGAUGGAAACGUAUAAUUGGAAAAAUCAUGUGUCAAUAUGUCAUGUUUAUCUUGUCAUGAUUGCAGUUCGAUUUCUGAAAUGUAUAAUUAUUGAACUGAAUGUUUGAGGAAAUUGAAGAAUGACCCUAAAAAUAUGAUUUUUUAAGCUGAAGGCUACAAAUAUAGUUUAGUAUGCCUGUACUGUAGAUUGGCAUUGUAUUGUAAAUAAACAAUUUCC
Osmerus eperlanus (European smelt) is the source of this 5792-nucleotide messenger RNA. RefSeq names its product STE20-like kinase b (gene slkb). Gene Ontology annotation, molecular function: protein binding; ATP binding; protein serine/threonine kinase activity. Bases 608 to 3670 code for a protein of 1020 amino acids. Gene Ontology annotation, biological process: protein phosphorylation. The record is from RefSeq and is a predicted model, not a curated record. Lineage: Eukaryota; Metazoa; Chordata; Actinopteri; Osmeriformes; Osmeridae. The transcript is spliced from 18 exons.